AUGGUUUCACGUGCGGUGUCUAUAUAUAUAGACACACGUAGGAUAUUGGAAUUUGGAACCGGAAACAAUCCCUACUUCUUCACCAUCUACAUAUCAUUCCAAGAAAGGGCAGCAUUUAUAUCUCACAGAAACACAGCCAAACUUGCCAUCAAGUAUGGAGACUCCAACCUUGCCCAAAUCCGUGGAGUCAUUGCCUCGGACGAGAAGCGCCACGAGGCUGCUUACACCAAGAUAGCCUCCAAGCUUUUCAAGCUCGACCCAAACGACAUCGUUUUGGCCUUCGCAAACACCACGAUGAGGAGAACCUCAAUGCCUGCUCACUGUAAGCAUGAUGGAUACGACAACAAUCUCUUUCACCAUUUCUGUAAGGUCACCUCUUGCAUUGGCGUUUACACUGCCACUGACUAUAGAGAGAUUUUGGAACACUUAGAGGACGUUUCGUAUGCAAUAAUCCUGAAAGUGAGAAUGAGAAUCUUAUAA
Molecule: messenger RNA, 480 nt
Organism: Morus notabilis
Lineage: Eukaryota; Viridiplantae; Streptophyta; Magnoliopsida; Rosales; Moraceae
Product: stearoyl-[acyl-carrier-protein] 9-desaturase 5, chloroplastic-like
Exons: 2
Coding region: 1-480 (159 amino acids)
Biological process (GO): fatty acid metabolic process; defense response
Cellular component (GO): chloroplast stroma
Molecular function (GO): stearoyl-[ACP] desaturase activity; stearoyl-CoA 9-desaturase activity
Source: RefSeq, a predicted model, not a curated record